Mya arenaria is the source of this 7258-nucleotide messenger RNA. Its product is annotated as mediator of RNA polymerase II transcription subunit 25-like. The transcript is spliced from 22 exons. The coding region runs from base 38 to 2545 and encodes 835 amino acids. Lineage: Eukaryota; Metazoa; Mollusca; Bivalvia; Myida; Myidae. Gene Ontology annotation, cellular component: mediator complex; transcription regulator complex. The record is from RefSeq and is a predicted model, not a curated record. Gene Ontology annotation, biological process: positive regulation of transcription by RNA polymerase II.
UCCGGAAGGAAGAAAAAUAAAAUAAUCAACUGCGAAAAUGGUCGCUUUAGACAAGCCACCUGUCGAUGUCGUGUUUGUUGUUGAAGGCACCGCCAAUCUUGGUGCUUAUAUCGACGAUCUGAAGACAAACUAUAUCUUGCCAACAUUAGAGAAGUUUAAUGGCGGACCACCAGAUCCUAUUGACUAUGGCCAUGAUUACAGCUGUACCCUCUACAACCUGGUCACGUUUUUCUCUGCUGACAUUGCACCAGACUCUGCCACCAGAUGCUCCGAUCUGACAACCAGCACCCACCAGUUUCUCUCAUGGCUCGACAGUGUCAAAUUUAUAGGAGGGUGUGGAGAAUGUCACAGUCACAUAUCGGAGGGGCUACGCACAGCGCUACAUGUGUUUGAUGACAUUAAAGAAAAGAGAAACAAUGAAAGGUUAUCUCCGGAACGUCACUGUAUUCUGAUCUGCAACUCCCCGCCCUACCCUUUGCCCAGCAUGGAGGGAUGUAAAUACACAGGCUACUACAGCGAUCAGCUGGCAAACAUGCUUGCAAAAAGAGAUAUCAACCUGUCAAUAAUUUCACCAAGAAAAAUACCUGCCCUGCAGAAGUUAUAUGAAGCAUCAAGCACAGCUGAGGUUCCCAUACAGACCAAAGACUUCUCCGUUGAUCUACAUCAUCUUAUCCUAUUACAUGGUUUUGAGUUGGAGGAAAGAUCUCACACGCCUGUACAAGGAGAUGAGGAAUAUGUCAAAAACCCACUAGUGAGUCAUUCCCCAGCCCCACCCCCAGUCCCCCCUGGAGAGUUUAAAGUGCCAACAACAGCCCCAUCAGCCAUGCCAACACAGCCCUCCCCCCAGCCCCUACAACCACAAGCAGCCCAAGUUCAACAGAAACCACCAGUACCAUUCCAGCAACCCCAUCAACAGAGACCACUAUUACAACAACAACAACAACAGCAGCAACAGCAGCAACAACAACAGCAACAACAACAGCAACAAUCCAUGCCUGGGAAUCAGCAACAACAACAACAACAACAGCAGCAGCAAGUGCAACAAAUGCAGCCACAACAACAGAGGCAAGCCAACCAGAUGAUUCGGCCGCCGGGGAACAUGCCAAUAAGCCAGCCCCAGUCUCAGCAGUCUCAACAGAUGCCAUUCAGCAGCGGCGUGCGAGUCUCAAUGUCUAACUCACCAGUUAACACAGCUACAAGCCAUGCGGGCAUGGGUGACUUCCGGACCAUGACCAGUGCCAAUCAGUCCAUGCAGGAUCAAAUGAAUCCCAAGCAAAUGAGCCUAAACUCAUGGCCUGGGCAAAACCCGGCCUCAACAACACAAGCGAUGAACCCUAUGAACGCUAUAAGCACCGUCAGUGGCAUGCAAGGUCUUCAACAGCAGGUGCCCAUUUCCACUAUGCCAAUUCCAAAUACCAUGGGUAGUGUCCCCGGGAUGCAGAACUCAAUACCCGGGCUCCCCAACAACCCAGGAAUGCCUAACCAGGUGGGAGGGGCUCCCGUGAUACCCGGACCUGACCAGGCCAACAGCAGUCUACAGAAUAGAAACAUUAUAUGGAAAGGUCAAUUGGAAUGGCAAGAUAAGAAGACUGUUAUGCCAGGACCGGGAACCAGAAUCACCCGCAGUCUCGGAUGUAUGGUGUCCAUAGCGAGGACAGACCAGGAAAUUUCAACAACUAGCUGGCCUAGUAACCUGAUCAUGCAGCUGAUGCCACAGACCCUGCUUAACUCUAGUCAGCUCCACCCAUUGUUCAAGAACAGUCGUCAAGUGGCCUUCCACUUCCACAACACAAACCUGGAGGACCUGAAGAAUCUCUAUAAAGUCAUGGGCAGUGGGUUUGCUGGCUGUGUACAUUUCCCUCCCAACACUGCGUGUGACAUCCGAGUACUUCUCCUGCUGUUCAGCAACAAGCGACGUCAGUUUGUCGGCCUUAUACCCAACGACCAAGGUGGCGUGGUUAAUGGGAUCAGACAGGUCAUCACACAGCACAAACAGAGGAUGCAGCAGCCCGGUGGACCAGGUCAGCAAGCAAUGGGCGGAGCUAUGCCAGGGCCCAUGCCACAAACCAUGGUAGGGGGAAUGAUGCCCGGAGGACCGGGGCCUAACCAGAUGGGUCCUGGGAUGGGAAUGCAGCCAGGACCACGGAUGGGCCUGGACGAUAAUAUGGGAAUGAAUCAGAAAGUUCGCCAGCAGAUGCUAGAUGAGAUGUAUUACGGCCCUCCGCAAACACUAUACUCUGCUCAGCAGCAGCAAUUGCAACAGCGACAACAGCUACAAAUGCAGCAACAACAGCAGCAACAACAGCAGCAGCAGCUUAGACAUCUCCUUAUGAAUCAGCAACGACAGCAGCAACAACAACAGAUGAUGAUGCAGGGUCAGGGUGGUGCUGGCAAUAUGAUGGGUGGGGCGUCACAAGGGAUGCCGAGCCAGGGGAUGGGAGGGGCCACACAAGGGAUGCCCAUGUCCCAGGGCAUGGCUGGGGGGCCCCAGAUGGGAGCACAACAACAAAACUUUAAUCCCGAUGAUUUUGACCUGACCAUGUGAAACGGAACAAAGAAAGGAAACAGAUUAAGUGCUGACUCGACCCAACCUGCAAUAGUUUUGAAUAAACAAGAUGUAAAAUAAGUCAAUUCGGACCCAAUGGUUGAAUAUUUUGAAAACCUGGGCUCAAUUUGUUUUUAUUUUGAGUUGUAAAUAAGUCAUAAAGGGGGGAAAACAUAUGGUUCCAAUGUGGAAAAACUGGGCCCAGCAAUUAUUUGAUGAACUGAAGUGUUUAUGAAGAGUGUUUAAAUCAAUGUUUAAAUGCUGGUGCAGUAUUUUUGAAGGAUUUGAUCUCUUGUGCAACAGUUUGUAUGAUAACAUGAAAAAUUGUACCGACACCCAAGUUGUAGCGUUACAAAGUCAAACCUUAUUUUGUUGAGAAGUCAUCCCAUGAAUGUGCUACUUAGUGAAACAUUACUGAAGCUACAAGUAUACUAAUGUGCUAUGGAUUACCAGGUUUAGAAAGUCCAAAAAUGUGACUAAUUGCCUCUGAUUUGGUUGUAUUGUAGCAUGCAAUAGCAUCUUAUCACUAUGUACAUGGGUGACAUCUCUACAUCUAGCUUGACUUCACUGUGGUACAACUUGGUGUUAGUACCAUAUAUGUGUGAAAUCUGCUUAAUGGGACUAACAACGUACAUGAGGCCGAGAGGGAGAACUAAUAAAAUAAUCAAAUGUUUGUGAUUGGAUGACAGUCCUCUUAGCUCUCAAGUAUUUAUAAACAAGUAUUGUGAUUGUGCAAUGUUUGCAACAUUUCAUGACUGACUGAAGGUUACAAUGUCAUUAACAAUAGUAUAAUAGUAGUAAGAGAAAUAUCCCAGAGAUUGUUUUUCUUCUACAUCUAAAAUAAAUGGUGUAUACACAAGUUUCACUGUUAGAUGCACAAUUUCUAUGUUCAUAACUGAGGCACACUUCUAAAAGCCCUGAUUAAAUCUUUUUAUAAAUUAACUUGUUUGGAAGCCUUAUCUGUGUCCAUUGAUUUAUAAAACUAUAUAUGGAUACAGUUGAAACAUGUUGGCUCGAUAUCGCUUGGCACGAACAGGAUGUAAAGGACCAAUUUUAUUGUAGUUGUAAGCAUUCCCACCCGGCUCGAUAUUCGCGAGGCUCAAAGUAUUUUGGCUGGUCCUUGGGAUAUUGAGCCAACAGGUUUUCGACUGUAAAUCAACUAUGACAUAUUUGUUUUUGUUACGGUUGAAAUACAGCUUAUUCAUAAGACUGCAACUUUUUUGUCACCAAACAGGGAUAUUUCUCUUAAAGCAUACGAGACUCGCAUUUAUUAGUUGAUGUAAGUUUACAUCUUAAUCAUUUGUAGUAGAUCUGACCAUGUUACGGUGCUUUGAACUUGCAUGUGUUGUUUUGGCUUUAAUGAAGCCAGCCAUUCAGAUAUGACAAACUGUUGUUAUAGUCUGCAUGCCAUCUUUCUGCCAUUGUUAGAUAAACUCUAUAUUAACCAGAAUGAUUUCAUUACAUGAAUACCUGGUUGUAUUUUAUACAAAAAACAACAUUUUUAAAUAACUCUUUAUCAGAUUUGUUCCAAUUUAUAAGGUCUUUAUCACAAAGUAUUUGAAGGCGUGAUUAUUUUGUGUAUAAACAAAUUACACAGCUUUAUGAUAGGUCUGUUGUUAAAGAACUUUUUUGUUAAAAUUAUUAAUGUCUGUAGUUAAACUGUAACAUUGAACUUGAAUUUCUAUUUCAUAUUUUGUGCCUCAAGUGCUUGGUGAUUGUUUACUGCCGUGCAGUUCAUAUUCAUAUAAUACUUACUUCACCCGCUACCUGAGGUAAUUGAAGUUAUACACAAGCAUGUGUUGUUUAAUUUCAAGCAGGAAGGUUGUGGGUGAAGUAACUGCCUUGUACCAUGUUCUCAAGAAUGACAUUUGAUAACUAGUUUGCCUAUAAGUGAAUAGUAUUUAAUUUAUCCGUGUUCUAUUUAUAGCAUGGUUCAGUUCCACCCAAUUUUUUACAGUUGCAUUAUGGGAGUAAAUGUAUUUACUUAAACAAAGAAAAACACUCUCAACUUGGAACUGAUGUUAUUGCAUGAAAUGUAUGUUGUUUACAGAAUAUGUUUGUUAAUUAAAGGGAAUCAAUUCUUAAAUUUUCAAAGAUUUUCAUAUUAAUAUAUUUUGUCAUACAAAUAUCUUUUUGAAAGGAGUUGUUGUUUAGGCAUAAAAUGGCUGCAUGGUUAAGUGUCUAUUUGAAUUGAUACAUUUAUAAGCAUUGAGCAUGGAUAUUUGUAUUUGAUGAACAAAUGAGAUUGCAAUGUCAUCAAGCUAUUGGUUAUUAUGUUAAUGUUUUGAUGCCUGGUGACCCCAUAUACAGUACACUCAACGAGUUAGACCCACUUUCCUCGCUCACUCCGAGGGAUAAAGUCAAUGAUCGCGGGUUUCCUCAGAGGGUAAAACUGUUGCCCUCGCUAAAAUCCCCCCGAGUUCCUCCGAGUGGCUGGCUUACCGCCGAGUUUAAUAUGAACGAUAGCGUUGAGAAUCGUCCGAUUUUAUGAUCCCGUGGCGGAACUCUGAGUCUUAUCAGAUAAGCGAGAAAUCAUUCUUGUUUAGAAGUUAUUUAUUUUUAUGCUUAUGCACAUUGUUAAGCGUAAAAGAUACUUACAUGUACCAACGUUUAAUUUUUAUUUAUGUCCGUAAACGCCAAUUGAAUAUUGUCUUGAAUUAUAAACAUUGAAUCAUUAAAGUAUAUCCACUAAGUUAUUGCAUCAUAAAGCAGCCGACUAUUUACACGUUUCUGAACCAUGACCUCUGACGUCAAGCACGUGAUCAAUACCAUGUAGAAUAUACUAUUUAUUAUUGGUGGUUAAAAUUAGCUAUGACGUUUCAUGGAAUUUUCCACAGAAAACGAGGCAAGAAGGCCUCCAAAACCAUGCGCUCUGAACUUUAAACGCAUGUUUGACCUCCUGAUUUUCCGAAAAUGUGUCACCUAGAAUUUCUCGGAAGAAUUGUGUUUAUCAGUCUUUAGCAAAAACACGUUUAUAAGAUGCAUGUGCAACUAGUGAAAUACGACUGCAUUCUUGUGGUAAGCUAACUUCAUGCAAAACGGGCAGAGGAAUAAGAAUAAUAGCAAUUUACUGAAGCCGUCGUAAUCUGUUGAAAAUUUUAAUAAAUUUAAUAUAACUUUAGCGUAGAUUUUUAUCUAGUGUCUGGAGAGUUUGGCAGAGUUAACCCCUCCGAGGAACGCCGAGUUCGUUAUUCUUCGGUCGACUUAUCACCCUCCGAGGGCCUUAAAUUCAACUUCCGAGCAACGCGGACAGUCGAUAAAAUCAUUGUGUUGGUCGCGGUAGCAAAAAUCCGCAGAGGGAAACGGAAAGUGGGUCUAACUCGUUGAGUGUACUGUAACUGUAGUGAAAUUUGAAUGGGUAUUGCAAACUGAUGACAUUAAUGUUAAAUAAAAGUCCGAAAAUCCAUCACUAAAAAGGUUAUUGCAGUUUGAAUUUUUUAUUUUAUUUCAGCUAAAAUCAGGCUUGAAAUUAUCUUGUUUUUUCAAGCUUACAAGUCUUCAAAGGUUGUUUGUAUUGUAUUUUCGGUAUGAUUUUAACAUAUUGUUUCUCUUUACGUCAAACCCUUUCAAAUGAUAUUAAAAUAAUAUGGAUUCCCCUGGCAUCCCAAAUUCAUAUAAUUGUACGUGGAUUACGAUUCAGUGUUUAAUCUUGCCAAGUUAUUGCGUCUGUCAUUUUCUGUCUGUGUUUUCAAAGAAAAAAGUUGAGGUAUUGUGACAGCCAUGGUGUUGUCUGCUUCCUUGGUCUGCGUCCUAGUGCAAAAACCUUUUAAAGUGACACUCUUACUCAAAAUCAAUACAUACACAUGUAUAACAAACAUACAUUUUGAGUUAUAAACCUUUAACUACUUACUAAAUAAUGCAUUUAUGGAAAUUGUUAAUUUCUGAUAACAAGAUUGUAACCGUGUAUUUAAUAGCUGAAUAAGCAAAAAUAUUAAAUGAUUGGUGAAUGCUAAAAGAUUUACUGCAAUCUACUUUCUUCUUAUAAGGUAGAAAUACCAUGUUUUCUGCACCUUUCUACCAAAUUAACCUUGGUAUCCUUCAUAAAAACCAUUGAUUUCAAGAUUUUUUAUCAUUUUUGGUAUAUUAAAACAAUUGUAUUAAAUGUGGUGUAAAGCUUAUAAGGGAGUAAAAGUGCAUCUUUAACAUUGGCCAUAAUUAAGAAACCGUUCAAGAUAUUCUAAUGAAAUUUGGUAUACAUGACACUGGAGCCAAUUCACUCAUGUGAAAUAAGGCCAAUAACUCUGGCUUUAAUCAUUCUCCAGUUAUGCCCCUUGGUGACUAAACAAAGCAGAUGAGUGUUGACGUCUGCUCAGCAGGACGUCUGCUCAGCGGGAGUUCACUCAUUAUUGGCACAAUAUAAGGAGGAAGCUUUACAAUUCUUGUUUUGUGCCAGUUGAUUAAUAUCAAAAAUGCUUUUUGUAAAAAAUCAUUUUUCAGCCAUAUGUUAAAAAGUUCAUGUUUUGGAAAGCAGAAAAUGUGCAAUUUAUUUUUAUUUGAAAAUGUGACUUCUUGUCUCCUAAAUAAAUGUAUUUAUUUAUGACCAAAACUAGAUACAUAAUUUAUGCAUAGAUGAUAUUUUCGAUGAAAUAUACUUUUUGUAAGCAUUUUCAUUAUUUUGUCCACAUAUUUUUCAUUUUUGAGAUCAUUUUUUUAUCAUGAUUGUUUUUACUGUUACGUGCUUGCAUGAAUUUGAUCAAAUGAAACUAAAACAUC